CACGACGGGUCGUAUCAGUCGAACGUCCAAGUCGCGGAAGCGAAACGCACAGCGAUCCUCUUCUACUGGUACCCUGUUUCAGACCCUCGGGCUUUCUCUUUCUGCGAGCCUUUCUCAGUUCGUGCCCUUCUACUUCUCCGACCCACCCCGGCGACGCCCUCUGCGAUUCUGAUCAGGGUUCUUUAAGGAAAAGGAAGUCAGCGAGAUGGAUAACAACGAAGGAGAAAGUCGUUCCGGCAGUGAGCAACACGGCAAGCAGGACGAUGAGGAAAAUGUUGCUCGUCAAGAGGAGCUUAAGAAGUCAAUCGACGCCAAAAUGGCUCUUCGUCAGAGUAACCUGAAUCCUGAAAGGCCUGACUCAAGCUUCCUGAGGACACUAGAUUCUAGCAUCAAGCGUAAUACAGCCGUGAUAAAAAAGCUAAAACAGAUAAACGAAGAGCAGCGAGAAGGGCUGAUGGAUGACUUGCGGGGGGUCAAUCUUAGUAAAUUCGUUAGCGAAGCAGUGACAGCCAUAUGUGAUGCCAAACUCAGGAGUUCUGACAUACAAGCAGCAGUUCAGAUAUGCUCGUUGCUUCACCAAAGAUACAAAGACUUCUCUCCAACCUUGAUCCAAGGACUCUUGAAAAUAUUCUUUCCUGGAAAAUCUGCAGAUGACUCAGAUGCAGAUAGAAACUCGAAGGCCAUGAAAAAACGCAGCACUCUCAAGUUGCUUUUGGAGCUUUACUUUGUUGGAGUUAUAGAAGACGGUGGGAUCUUCAUAAAUAUCAUCAAGGAUUUGACAAGCUUAGAGCACUUGAGGGAUCGGGAUACUACUCAGUCGAAUUUGGCUCUUCUUGCUAGUUUUGCUCGGCAAGGGAGAAUUUUUUUGGUUCUUCCGCUUACUGGACAAGAAAUUUAUGAAGAGUUCUAUAAGGGCCUCAAUAUAACAGCAGAGCAAAAGAAAAUCUUCAGGAAGGCAGUUCAUGCAUAUUAUGAUUCUGCAGCUGAAUUACUUCAGUCUGAGCAUGCGGCACUUCGGCAUAUGGAGCAUGAAAAUGCAAAGAUCUUGAAUGCGAAAGGAGAACUUAGUGACGAGAAUGUUUCUUCCUAUGAAAAGCUGCGGAAAUCUCAUGACCAUCUAUAUCGCAACGUAUCCUCUUUGGCAGAAGCUCUCGAUAUGCAGCCUCCAGUGAUGCCUGAGGAUGGCCACACAACAAGGUUGACUAGUGGAGAGGAUGCUUCUUCUCCUGCUGCAAAAGAUUCCUCUACGGCAGAAGCAUUGUGGGAUGAUGAAGAUACAAGGGCUUUCUACGAGUGUCUUCCCGACCUUAGAGCAUUCGUUCCGGCAGUAUUACUUGGGGAAGUCGAGCCUAAAGUGAAUGAGCAAUCUACAAAGGCACAAGAUCAACCAACUGAACCAGCAACUGAUCCUGAACAAGGUCAAGUAAUUGCUGAGGAAAGAGUGGAGAUUUCUGUUGAACCAGGCUCCUCACAGGAGGGUAAAGUUUUCGAAAAAGGGAAGGACAAGGAAGAGAAGGAUAAAGAAGAAAAUGAUAAAGAAAAGACAAAAGAUAUGGAUAAAGAGAAAGGCAAAGAAAGAGAUGUGGAGAAAAAAAUGGAAAAUGAGAAGGAAAAAGUCAAAGGGCUGGAAGGUACAAGUUUGGAUGCCCUAUUACAAAGGCUUCCUGGUUGCGUGAGUCGGGACCUUAUUGACCAAUUAACGGUGGAGUUUUGUUAUGUAAAUUCAAAGUCUAAUCGUAAAAGGCUUGUGAGAGCACUUUUUAAUGUCCCCAGGACCUCUCUGGAACUGCUUCCCUAUUACUCACGGAUGGUUGCCACACUGUCUACUUGCAUGAAGGAUGUAUCCGCUAUGCUGCUUCAAAUGUUGGAGGAGGAGUUCAAUUUCCUCAUUAAUAAAAAGGACCAAAUGAAUAUAGAAACUAAAAUCAGAAAUAUUAGAUUUAUUGGAGAACUCUGCAAGUUCAGGAUUGCUCCUGCUGGCCUUGUUUUCAGUUGUUUGAAGGCCUGUCUAGAUGAUUUCACUCACCAUAACAUUGACGUUGCGUGCAAUCUCCUCGAGACAUGUGGUCGCUUUCUGUAUCGUUCUCCUGAAACUGCUGUUCGCAUGGCUAACAUGUUGGAAAUUUUAAUGCGCUUGAAAAAUGUCAAGAACCUGGAUCCUCGACAUAGCACCCUUGUGGAAAAUGCUUAUUACCUGUGCAAACCACCUGAAAGGUCUGCACGAGUAACAAAAGUUCGACCACCGUUGCAUCAGUACAUCAGGAAAUUGCUUUUCUCUGACCUGGAUAAAUCUUCCAUUGAGCAUGUGCUGAGACAACUUCGUAAAUUACCAUGGAGUGAAUGUGAAGCAUACCUCUUAAAAUGCUUUAUGAAGGUUCAUAGAGGAAAAUACGGUCAGAUUCACUUGAUUGCUUCUCUGACUGCUGGUUUAAGCCGCUAUCAUGAUGAAUUUGCCGUGGCCGUUGUUGAUGAGGUUUUGGAAGAGAUCCGUCUUGGACUUGAGUUGAAUGAUUAUGGAAUGCAGCAGAGACGGGUUGCGCAUAUGCGCUUCUUAGGAGAGCUUUACAACUAUGAACAUGUAGAUUCAUCUGUCAUAUUCGAGACUCUUUAUUUGAUUCUUGUUUUUGGCCAUGGCACAGCAGAGCAAGAUGUAUUAGAUCCACCAGAAGACUGUUUUCGGAUCAGGCUGGUCAUUACACUUCUUCAGACCUGUGGCCAUUACUUUGACCGUGGCUCUUCCAAGAGGAAACUUGAUCGAUUCCUGAUGCAUUUCCAGAGGUACAUUUUGGGCAAAGGUGCACUACCAUUGGAUAUUGAAUUUGACUUACAGGAUUUGUUUGCUGAUUUGCGUCCCAACAUGACUCGAUAUUCCUCCAUUGAAGAAGUUAAUACGGCGCUGUUAGAACUUGAGGAGCAUGAGCGUACUGCCUUCAGUGAGAAAGGCAGCAGUGAGAAGCAGUCUGAUCUAGAAAGGAUGGCAGGGAAAAGUAGACACACAAUCUCAGCCGAUGGCCAAAAUGGUGAAAAUGGUGGGGAGGAAAAUGGCGAGGUGCAUGAAGAUAUUGCUGACAGUGACACUGAUUCAGGCAGCGGCUCUAUAGAUGCAAGACGAGAUGAAGAGGAGCUGGAUGAUGAUGGAUGCGAUAGUGAGGAUGAUGAAGACGAGGAUGAUGAUGCACGUGGAUCAGCUUCUGAUGAGGAUGAAGUCCACGUGAGACAGAAGAUACCUGAGGUGGACCCCUUGGAAGAAGCCAAUUUUGAGCAGGAACUCAAGGCAGUUAUGCAGGAGAGCAUGGAGCAACGCCGACUAGAACUCCGAGGUCGGCCCACUAUAAACAUGAUGAUACCAAUGAGCGUAUUUGAGGGGUCCACCAAAGAUCAUGGAAGAGGGCUUGGAGGAGAGAGCGGUGAUGAGGCAGUGGAUGAGGAUGGUGGAGGUAGCAAGGAGAUCCAAGUCAAAGUUCUUGUGAAGCGAGGGAACAAGCAACAAACUAGGCAGAUGUACAUUCCUCGGGACUCUUCUCUAGUGCAGAGCACCAAACAGAAGGAAGCAGCCGAACUUGAAGAGAAGCAGGACAUUAAGAGGCUGGUUUUGGAGUACAAUGACAGGGAAGAAGAGGAGCUUAAUGGGCUAGGGACCCAGGCUUUGAAUUGGUCUCAGAGUGGUAGUGGCAGGGUGAUUAGUCGGGGUAACAAUUGGGAACCUGGCAGUGGGAGAGCAGUCGGGACCCGUCACCGUCAUCCAAAUUAUCCUGGCGGCGGGGGUUACUAUAGUAGGAAGAGAUGAAUAUUUUUCUCGCACGACGUUUCUUCGACCCUACUUGUCCAUCCGACGUGGGGAAGUUACUGCCAUCGGUCACUAUGGGACUGAAUCAGCUGGCAAAGUGCAUGAGAUAUUCCAUUUCUAGUGGAAGUGGCGGCGCGCGAUCCUGUGGAUCAUUUUCUUGGGCAGCUCUUCAUCACCCACUGCCAAGAUUAGUGCCCCAAAUUCGCAACAUGGAAAACAUCCUGAAAGCAGAUGAGAUCCGCAUCGGUGAAUUGGUGUGGUUUUAUCCGGUGGCGUCUGUCUAUGCAUUACACAAACGCAUGCAAAGUUGUGCUCCUGUAAUUAGUUUUACAUGUGCAUCAGAAGAGGAAAUGGUUGCGCAAGCUCUAUGCUGUUGUAUAAUUCUCAAGCUUAAGAGCAUGUCUGGUCAAUAGCCCAACAGAAUAUAAACUGGUCUCUGAAUCUAUAUGUGUAUAAGCUUUUCUCUGUGCGAAACUAUGCACGCGCGUCAUCCUCGUUGCUGGCAUGAGAUUGAAUGAAGGCGAGUCUGUGCAAGUUAGGGUUGA
Messenger RNA from Rhodamnia argentea, 4332 nucleotides. RefSeq names its product regulator of nonsense transcripts UPF2. Gene Ontology annotation, cellular component: exon-exon junction complex; cytoplasm. The record is from RefSeq and is a predicted model, not a curated record. Gene Ontology annotation, biological process: nuclear-transcribed mRNA catabolic process, nonsense-mediated decay. The transcript is spliced from 18 exons. The coding region runs from base 206 to 3787 and encodes 1193 amino acids. Gene Ontology annotation, molecular function: protein binding; RNA binding. Lineage: Eukaryota; Viridiplantae; Streptophyta; Magnoliopsida; Myrtales; Myrtaceae.